Messenger RNA from Miscanthus lutarioriparius, 462 nucleotides. The record is from the annotation of a GenBank genome assembly. NCBI's taxonomy places the organism in Eukaryota, Viridiplantae, Streptophyta, Magnoliopsida, Poales, Poaceae.
AUGAAAUCCAGGGAGAGGAAGAAGUCGUACAUAAAGGACUUGGAGACGAAGAGCAAGUAUUUGGAGGCAGAGUGCCGCCGCCUCAGCUACGCACUUCAGUGCUAUGCAGCUGAGAACAUGGCACUGCGCCAGAGUUUGUUGAAGGAUAGGCCUGUUGGUGCUCCCACAGCCAUGCAGGAGUCUGCCGUACUCACGGAAACCCUGCCGCUGGUUUCCCUGCUUUGGCUGGUGAGCAUCGUCUGCCUGUUCCUGAUGCCCGUUCUGCCCAACCGAAGUCCAGCUGCUCCAAGCAGCGGCGGAAGAGAUCUCGUGGUGGCAGCCGGAAAGACAAGCAGUGAAACCCCAGAGAUACCUGAACUCAUCCUGCAUGGAAGGCGUUGCAAGGGCACGAGGGCGAAGUUUAAGCUAUAUAAUUUACCAUUUCAUGCAGUAGCUGCUGGCAUCUCCUGUGCUAUCCAGUAA